AUGGAUAAGAUACUAAAUUCAUUUUUGUGUUGCACAUUUGGCUCUACACCAGAACAUAAGUCGUCCACCUCCUCAACAAGCUCUUCCAGAAACACCUCUGAGACGAAUAAUAGAGUUGACUCUAAGAAUCCUGAUCAUCAAGAUGAGGUGGAUGAGGCCAACAUAGAUAAAAUGAAAACAAGCAACUCACAAACAAUAGUUUUACAACCAGUACCAAAUAAUUCGAAUGAUAUGACUAACGAAAAUAACACCGCCAGUCACUCGCCAGCUCCAGUAACACCAGUGACCUCAGCGCCAAAUGAAUUUCAAGCUAGGGAGAAUCUGAAGCUGAAGUCUGCCUCACAAGAAGCCUCCGGCGAUAACAAAGAUGAGGAUAGUCUGGAGUCAAACGAAAUCCCGGAUCGUCAGCCGCCAAUAAUUUCGAGCAAGGCUUACGAAGAAAAUGAUGUAUUUAGUGAAGGUUUUGAUUUGACUGCCAUGCAACCUGACCAAUCUGUUUCUAAGAGUGGUUGGUUAUUGGAAAAGAAAAGCGCAGAGUUCAAAAAGAAGAAGUGUUUAGUUUUAGAUUUGGACGAAACUUUGGUGCAUUCCAGUUUCAAGUAUUUGAGAUCCGCUGACUUUGUUAUCCCUGUGGAAAUAGAAGGGCAAGUUCAUAAUGUUUACGUAAUAAAGAGACCAGGAGUUGACGAGUUUAUGAAAAGAGUUGGUGAAAUAUAUGAAGUGGUGGUAUUUACUGCUUCGGUAUCCAGAUAUGGUGAUCCUUUACUUGAUGAGUUGGAUAUUCACAAAAGUGUGCAUCAUAGACUUUUUAGGGACUCAUGUUACAACUACCAAGGUAACUACAUUAAGAAUCUAUCACAAAUCGGAAGACCUCUUAGUGAUCUAAUCAUCAUUGAUAAUUCUCCUGCCUCAUAUAUUUUCCAUCCUCAGCAUGCCGUUCCAAUUUCGAGCUGGUUCUCGGACGUUCAUGAUAAUGAAUUGUUAGAUUUGUUACCAUUUUUAGAAGAUCUCUCUAAAUCUGAUGUGGAUGAUGUUAGUUUGGUUUUAGAUGUUACAACUUGA
Saccharomycopsis crataegensis is the source of this 1062-nucleotide messenger RNA. Its product is annotated as HAD family hydrolase. NCBI's taxonomy places the organism in Eukaryota, Fungi, Ascomycota, Saccharomycetes, Ascoideales, Saccharomycopsidaceae. Gene Ontology annotation, cellular component: plasma membrane. Bases 1 to 1062 code for a protein of 353 amino acids. The record is from RefSeq and is a predicted model, not a curated record. The transcript has a single exon. Gene Ontology annotation, molecular function: phosphoprotein phosphatase activity.